UAUGUUUUUUUUCAAGAAUAUAGGGAGCAUUUUAUACGGCCUUUGGAGCAUUGUAUUUCUAAUCUAGGGGUUAGCUGGUUGACAAAGUUCUUUGGCAAUAGACCGUAUUUGCUUAUCUUCAGGAUGACUUCUUCCUGCAUAAGGGAAUUAUUUUGGAACAAGAAAUGGAUAUCUGUGCCAAGGGCGAUCGUUGGCCUGUAAAAGAUUCUGAUUUGUGCUUGUUGCAGCUUUAAGAACUGCUAUUUAGGGCAAAACUCUUGUUCAAACUGUAACCUAUAUUUCCGCUUUAUUACUGCCGUAAGGACUCGUCUAACAUCUUGUUUCAGCUGUGGACGAGUGGAUGACAGUCUGGUACCACAACCAGGAAGCCUGAAUAUGCUUUUUUACCAACAAGGCCACUUAAUUAGAAAAGUCAGCAUUUCCAAGAAGGUUUGAAGCACCAGUGAACUAGCACCCUAAUUUGCCUAAUUGAAAUGGCAUCAGUAUCAAUGGUACCAUCUAUUCGCCGCCUUGAUGAGACGGUUGUCAACAGAAUCGCUGCCGGAGAAGUGGUCCAGAGGCCAGCAAAUGCUUUGAAGGAGAUGCUGGAAAAUAGCCUGGAUGCCAAAGCCACCAAUAUAACUGUGACGGUCAAAGACGGAGGCUUGAAGAUACUUCAGAUACAGGAUAACGGAAUAGGUAUUCGGCGUGAGGACCUGUCGCUGGUCUGCGAGCGCUUCACCACGAGCAAGCUGACGGCGUUUGAGGACCUGAUGCAGAUCGGCACGUACGGUUUCCGCGGCGAGGCGCUGGCCAGCAUCACGCACGUGGCGCACCUGACCAUCACCACUCGCACAGCCGACUCCAAGUGCGCCUUCAGGGCGCGCUACACGGACGGUCGGCUCCGGGAGGACCCCAGGCCCUGUGCCGGUAACGUCGGCACCCAGAUCCUGGUGGAGGACCUGUUCUUCAACAUGGCCGCCCGGCGGCAGGCGCUGCGCAGCCCGGCAGAGGAGUUCAACAAAAUCUCCGAGGUGGUGAGCCGGUACGCCAUCCACAACAGCUCGGUGGGCUUCACGCUGAAGAAGCAGGGCGAGCCGGCCGUGUACCUGCGCACACCGCCGCGCUCCUCGGCGCUGGACAACAUACGGACCGUGUUCGGCGCCGCCACCGCCAAAGAGCUGCUACAGCUGACCCACGAGGAGUCUUCUCUAAAGCUCAGCGUGUCUGGAUACAUAUCUGGGGUCAACUUUGCCGCCAAAAAGUCGACCAUGCUGCUGUUCAUCAACCAUCGCCUGGUCGAAUCCACCGCGCUGCGGAAAGCCCUGGAGCAGGUUUACUCGUCGUACCUUCCGCGGCACGCGCAGCCCUUCAUCUAUCUGAGUCUACAGAUGGCGCCGGAGAUGGUGGACGUCAACGUACAUCCCACCAAGAACCAGGUGUAUUUUCUGCACGAGGACCAGAUAAUUGAGCUGAUUCAAAAGAAGGUCGACUCCCUGUUAGUGGGCACCUCAGCGGCCAGGACAUUCUACACACAGACGCUGCUGCCGGGCGCCUCGUCCGCGCCGCCGGCCGCGGACCUGCCUCCCGCCAAGGCGGCCGCCCGUCCCCAGCAGACAGUACGCACCAGUCACCGGGACCAGAAGCUGGAUACGUUCGUCCGGCAGGCGGCGGCGGCCGGCGCGGGGGACGGCGAGAACGGGGCGGCAGCGGCAGCGGGGGCGGCGCCGCAGAGUGUACGUCCAGUGGAGCUGAGCUCGGUCCUCUCCCUCCGCGAGGAGGUGGAGCGCGGCUGUCACAGCGGCCUCCGCCGUCUGCUGGCCGAACACUCGCUGGUCGGUGUGGUGACGGCUCAGCUGAGUCUGGUGCAGCACCAGACCCGGCUCUACCUGGUCAACCACCGGCGGCUCGCCGAGCAGCUCUUCUACCAGAUCUGCCUCUACCAGUUCGGAGCGCUGGGACUCCUGCAGCUCGAGGAGUCCCCUCCGGUGCGGGAGCUGGCGCUGCUCGGUCUGGAGCAGAAGGACGCCGGAUGGACUGAGGAGGACGGACCCAAGGAGGAGCUGGCCGACUGCGUCUGUCAGGUGCUGCAGCGGCACGCGGACAUGCUGGACGACUACUUCUCCAUCCAGGUGGACGGACAGGGACGACUGCGCGCCCUGCCGCUGCUGCUCGAUCACUACGAGCCGCCGAUCGCCGCCCUGCCCGGCUUCCUCACCCGCCUGGCCACCGAGGUGGACUGGGAAACGGAGCGGCAGUGUCUGCACGACAUCUGUCGGGAGAUCGCCAGGUUCUACAGCUGGACACCGGCCACAGAUGGCGCUGUGGGCGAGCCGGCGCGCCUGCAGCUGGAGCGCGCCCUACUGCCGGCUGUGAAGGAGCAACUGCUGCCGACCGGACGGUGGGCUGAUGAUGGCACUGUGCUGCAGGUAGCAGACCUGCCCGACCUCUACAAGGUGUUCGAGCGGUGCUAGAGGCGAUGGUCGACCGCCGGGGUGCGGGCUGAGUCGUCGACAGUGGUUCCAAUCGGAGCGGUGAUAGUUGUGUCAGCUGUUGCAGGGAGGGAGGACGGCAGACUGUUGUGUUCCGGACGACGGCUAUCGGAAAGGUGUGUGCGGCGGUGGGAGUAAAGACCAAUGGCAAUGCCAGGUUGUCCUGUGAACGAUAGCUGUCCUGCGGACGGCAGGCUGCCCUGUGGACGGUGGACUUUCAUGUGGAGGCCGUGCUGUUCUCUGGACGACAGGAUGUCCUGUGAAUGAUAGGCUGUUCCGUGGACUCCGGGCUGUUCUGUGAACGGCGGACUGUCUUGCUUUUGACGAUGUCCAUUGCACGGCACACUAUGCUGUGGAAAACUCGUCAGUAGCUGGUGCUGGUGAUGCUAAGAGUACAAAGGCGUUGAAUCGUGAUAAUACUUGAUCGAUUGCGUUAUGAAGUUGUUACGCUGUCAACCUGUUAUGAGCGGAAUACAUGAGGCUGUAUAAAA
Molecule: messenger RNA, 2962 nt
Organism: Amphibalanus amphitrite
Lineage: Eukaryota; Metazoa; Arthropoda; Thecostraca; Balanomorpha; Balanidae
Product: DNA mismatch repair protein Mlh1-like
Exons: 13
Coding region: 474-2453 (659 amino acids)
Biological process (GO): mismatch repair
Cellular component (GO): MutLalpha complex
Molecular function (GO): mismatched DNA binding; ATP hydrolysis activity; ATP-dependent DNA damage sensor activity
Source: RefSeq, a predicted model, not a curated record